GCGGCGGGAGCGCGUCCCGUCCGGGUCCCGAGGAGCCGCCGCCGCCGCCGCCGCCGCCGCCGCUCGCCAACAUGGCGGACCUGGAGGCCGUGCUGGCCGAUGUCAGCUACCUGAUGGCGAUGGAGAAGAGCAAGGCGACCCCGGCCGCCCGCGCCAGUAAGAAGAUCGUGCUGCCCGAGCCCAGUAUCCGGAGUGUGAUGCAGAAGUAUCUUCAGGAGAGAAAUGAAAUCACCUUUGACAAGAUUUUUAAUCAGAAAAUUGGUUUCUUGCUAUUUAAAGAUUUUUGUUUGAAUGAAAUUAAUGAAGCUGUACCUCAGGUGAAGUUUUAUGAAGAGAUAAAAGAAUACGAGAAGCUAGAGAACGAGGAAGAUCGCCUUUGCAGAAGCCGGCAAAUUUACGACACCUACAUCAUGAAGGAGCUGCUGUCUUGUUCACACCCAUUCUCAAAGCAAGCCGUAGAACAUGUACAAAGUCACCUAUCCAAGAAACAAGUGACAUCAACUCUUUUCCAGCCCUACAUAGAAGAAAUUUGUGAAAGCCUUCGAGGCAACAUUUUCCAAAAAUUUAUGGAAAGUGACAAGUUCACUCGAUUUUGUCAGUGGAAAAACGUAGAAUUAAAUAUCCAUUUGACCAUGAAUGAUUUCAGCGUACAUAGGAUCAUUGGACGAGGAGGAUUUGGUGAAGUAUACGGUUGCAGGAAAGCAGACACUGGAAAAAUGUAUGCAAUGAAAUGCUUGGAUAAGAAGAGGAUCAAGAUGAAACAAGGAGAAACAUUAGCCUUAAAUGAGAGGAUUAUGUUAUCUCUUGUGAGUACAGGGGACUGUCCUUUCAUUGUCUGUAUGACCUAUGCCUUCCAUACUCCAGAUAAACUCUGCUUCAUCUUGGAUCUGAUGAACGGGGGCGAUUUGCACUAUCACCUUUCACAGCAUGGGGUGUUUUCAGAGAAGGAGAUGCGGUUUUAUGCCACUGAAAUCAUCCUGGGGCUGGAACACAUGCACAAUCGGUUUGUUGUUUACAGAGAUCUGAAGCCUGCAAAUAUCCUCUUGGAUGAACAUGGACACGUCAGGAUAUCCGAUCUCGGUCUGGCCUGUGACUUUUCCAAAAAGAAGCCACAUGCAAGCGUUGGCACCCAUGGGUACAUGGCUCCCGAGGUGCUGCAGAAGGGGGCAGCGUAUGACAGCAGUGCCGACUGGUUCUCCCUGGGUUGCAUGCUUUUCAAGCUUCUGCGAGGGCACAGCCCUUUCAGACAACACAAAACCAAAGACAAGCAUGAGAUAGACCGAAUGACCCUCACCGUGAAUGUGGAACUCCCAGAGGCCUUCUCCCCGGAACUGCGGUCCCUCCUAGAAGGCCUGCUCCAGAGAGACGCCAGCAAGCGACUCGGCUGCCAUGGGGGCGGGGCACAAGAAGUAAAGGAACACAUCUUUUUCAAAGGAAUCGACUGGCAGCAUGUCUACUUACAGAAGUACCCUCCACCUUUGAUUCCUCCCCGAGGAGAAGUCAAUGCUGCUGACGCCUUUGACAUUGGCUCAUUUGAUGAAGAGGAUACCAAGGGCAUCAAGCUUCUUGAUUGCGACCAAGAUCUCUACAAGAAUUUCCCCUUGGUGAUCUCCGAGCGCUGGCAGCAGGAAGUAGCAGAAACAGUUUAUGAAGCCGUAAAUGCAGACACGGAUAAAAUCGAGGCCAGAAAGAGAGCUAAAAAUAAGCAACUUGGACACGAAGAAGAUUACGCUCUGGGAAAGGACUGUAUCAUGCACGGGUACAUGCUGAAGCUAGGGAACCCAUUUCUGACUCAGUGGCAGCGUCGGUAUUUUUACCUCUUUCCAAACAGACUUGAAUGGAGAGGAGAGGGAGAGUCCCGGCAAAAUUUACUGACGAUGGAACAAAUUCUGUCUGUGGAGGAAACUCAGAUUAAAGACAAAAAGUGUAUUUUGUUGAGGAUAAAAGGAGGGAAGCAAUUUGUCUUACAAUGUGAGUAAUUUUUUUCAGGGAAGUGUUUCUGGGUCAUUCAGAGAUGGCUGAUGACUUACCUCCUCCCCACCCCUGAGGACCAACUCGUUUGUGCCCAGAGAGGAGGUGGGCUUCACCGGAGUCUGUGGCAGGUGGUGUCUGGGAGUCAUGGGCUGUACGGAUGGGUGAGCGAGUGCCAGCCAGCCAAGAACAGUGGUAGAAAUGGGGCGAAGGAAGGAAAGCAUUAACUUGCAGAUGAAAAAGUCAUCCCCUGUACACCAAGCACCAAGGAAAUAAAGUUGGCUAAUUCUUUUCCUCCUGACAAUGGGAGUUGAAUAGUAAUUACCGUGAGAUAUAGUCACUUUAUUUUCAAUUAGAGUUGCUGAACUUAUGGAUAGGCCAUCGCCUUUCCAUCAGGGCUCUGCACACCCUCCAGCACCCUCCAGGAAGGCACCCAGCACCCAGAGCUAACACCUGUCUGUGUGUGCCUCGCAGCCACUGGGAGGGCCAGGCACAGGAUCUGGGGCCAGGGGCCCUGAGGCCAGUCGCAGACCUCAUCGCUCGUCCACUGGAGCCGCAAGAAGACCCCCAGAAUAACAGCACAUUGCUUGCUGUUUGAGCCAUGCCCACUUGUAGAGUGAGCUUUAGCAGUUUAAAUUUUGAAAACAUUUAUUCCUAAAGAUCUACCAUGAUUUUCCCUCCCAUGAAAGGUUGACUCCAGAUGUCUGAAUUAAUCAAUUACUUAUAAAUUCAUAUGAAUAUCAAUUUUUUCUUUUUACCCAGGCCACAUUUCAAAGAGGUUUUUAUUUUCUUGGUGAAUUAAUGAAAACCGAACUCUGAAAUGAUACCAUUUCCUCAAGUCGUAAUGUUAGAUUUCUUUCAGCGUCAAAGACCAAUAGACCUGCUUUUUUAUAGCCGAGGGACAAGGAUGCCUUCCCCACCUUGCCCAAUGCCCAGCCACUCACUGACGCGGCCGGGGGGCGCUGAUCGGUAAAUGCAGCACCCCAAAUGUUAAAUUACCUGUAUUUAAACAUACACACGCACUCCGUACAGAAAAUGAGUUAACAGUAUAUGCAUUUCAUCAAAAACCUGCAGAAACAAAAAUUGUGUUUUAAAGUUUCAGCAACUCCCAUUCUUAUAGUAAACUCUCCUAUACACCACAAUCUCAAAACCAUCUCUGAAAACUGGUAACUCUGCUUCCGUAUUUAAUUUCAUCCUAAUAUAAAAACGUCUUUCAUGUAAGGGUAGGGAAUGGAGAACUAUUUCUAACCAUGCACUCAUAAUUACAAAAGGACUUGAAAUUUAAUUCCCCAUGUCUCAGUUGAUUAUAUCCCAGGAUGUAUAUAUUAUAUGUGGUUUAUAAGCUAAACACUGGCCAUUUUUUUAAGUUCUAUUGUAAAAUUGUAUUUUUCUAUGUUUUAACUAAUUACAGUAGAUUUGGCUUUUUCUGAGUAACAUAAAGAUUGCUAAACGACAUAUAUUAAAAAACAGAGUUCUAUUUUA
Canis lupus familiaris (dog) is the source of this 3453-nucleotide messenger RNA. RefSeq names its product G protein-coupled receptor kinase 3 (gene GRK3). The transcript is spliced from 21 exons. The coding region runs from base 72 to 1979 and encodes 635 amino acids. Lineage: Eukaryota; Metazoa; Chordata; Mammalia; Carnivora; Canidae. The record is from RefSeq and is a predicted model, not a curated record. Gene Ontology annotation, molecular function: ATP binding; G protein-coupled receptor binding; G protein-coupled receptor kinase activity. Gene Ontology annotation, biological process: protein phosphorylation; G protein-coupled receptor signaling pathway; regulation of signal transduction.